Messenger RNA from Delphinapterus leucas (beluga whale), 2903 nucleotides. The record is from RefSeq and is a predicted model, not a curated record. NCBI's taxonomy places the organism in Eukaryota, Metazoa, Chordata, Mammalia, Artiodactyla, Monodontidae.
ACACGUGUGCCGGGAGGGAAGCAGGAAGUGACCGCGGAGUGGAGCCGGGGAGCCAGCGGCUGCGGGGCUGAUGGAAGUGGAGUGGGGGCUUGAGAGGGCACCGAACUGUAUCCAGCAUGCUCCAAGGCCACAGCCCUGUGUCCCAGGCCUUGCUGGGGACCUUCUUCACCUGGGGGAUGACGGCGGCUGGGGCAGCUCUUGUGUUCGUAUUCUCUAGUGGACAGAGGCGGAUCUUAGAUGGAAGCCUUGGCUUUGCUGCAGGGGUCAUGCUGGCCGCUUCCUAUUGGUCGCUCCUGGCCCCAGCGGUGGAGAUGGCUACGUCCUCUGGUGGCUUUGGCGCCUUGGCCUUUUUCCCUGUGGCUGUCGGCUUCACCCUCGGAGCUGCGUUUGUCUACCUGGCUGACCUCCUCAUGCCUCACCGGGGUGCAGCAGAAGACCCCCAGAUGGCCCUGGCACUGAACCUCGACCCUGCGUUGAUGAAGAAGUCUGAUGCUGAGGGUCCCAGGCCGUUCUUCCCCGAGAGUGAACUUUCCAUCCGGAUAGGUAGAGCUGGGCUUCUUUCAGACAAGAGUGAGAAUGGCGAGGCAUAUCAGCGGAAGAAGGCAGUGACCACCGACCUUCCAGAGGGCCCAGCUGCCCCUGUGCUGUCUCAAGGGAACCCGGUGCUGCCCGGCGGCAGCAGCUGGAGGAGGAUCGUGCUACUCAUCUUGGCCAUCACCAUACACAACAUCCCAGAGGGUCUUGCUGUUGGAGUUGGAUUUGGGGCUGUAGAAAAGACGGCAUCUGCUACCUUUGAGAGCGCCAGGAAUUUAGCCAUUGGAAUUGGGAUCCAGAAUUUCCCGGAGGGCCUUGCUGUCAGCCUCCCACUGCGAGGGGCUGGAUUCUCCACCUGGAGAGCCUUCUGGUACGGGCAGCUCAGCGGCAUGGUGGAGCCUCUGGCCGGGGUCUUUGGUGCCUUUGCCGUGGUGCUGGCGGAGCCCAUCCUGCCCUAUGCUCUGGCCUUUGCUGCCGGCUCCAUGGUCUAUGUGAUCAUGGAUGACAUCAUCCCCGAAGCCCACAUCAGCUAUAGGCCAAGUGCUGGGGAUGGAGGAUUCCUCUCUUUGCUUUGUUUUGGUUUUUUCAGAAGAAUGAUUUUGAGGCUAGUGUUCAAGGUCAGAUUAUAUAAUAUCUUCAGGAAAUCAUUGCUGCUUUUUAUUAUUCAAGCAUGGAUUGCAGAGCCAUGAUGGGUGACCUUGAUGGUAACGGGAAACUGGCGUCCUGGGCCUCCAUCCUGGGUUUUGUGGUGAUGAUGUCGUUGGAUGUUGGUCUGGGCUAGUUGCUGAAGUGCCUCGGACCCCAGGAAAGGCAGCACGAGGAAACAGCCGGGAUUGGCUUCUUCAGGACCACAGCCUCUUUCUUCACAUCAAAACGUUUUUCCUUUCUCUCCUUUUUGUCUCAUUACCCUGAUUGACUCUGAUCAUGACAAUUUUUAGUUUUCUUUUAAGGGAGAUAGUGGUUUUAUUUGGAAUUUCCGGUAGUCACGGAACUACAGAUUUUUGCUUGGCCACUACUUGGACUCUUUCUUCGGUGGGAAAACCAAGGACCUGCAGAUCAGGGAAGUCUCUGCUUUUGCACCUUUGGUCUCCCUCACUGGACUCGAUGGCAACUCCUCAAGGUCACCUACAGAAGCAAGCUCCCAAGAGAGAGGUCUCCCAAGCAUCUUUGCCUAGUGACUCAGAGCAGAGUGGCCAGGACAGCUCUUGUCUGUCCUUCCUGAUCUUUUACCGUUGAUCCUCUGUCCAUCAAGCCUCGAACAGGAGCAUCGUGGACGAAGCAACCUACUUCCCAAGGCCCGAGGAGGAACAUACCUUCUUCUGCCUCCCCCGAGGGGGAGGCUGCAUGGGGUGAGACACAGACAAAGGGAAGAAAAGCAGCUAGUCUUUCUCUCUUUCUCUUUUUUUAAGGCAAAGAUUGACACUAUUGAAGUUAAGGGAAUUAGGACAACUGUGAACACACAGUGAGCCCUGUGAAAAGAGGACAGGGUGGAGCUUUGAUCAGAGACCUCUGCUCUCUCUGGAUUCCAAGAGCAAACCGGUUUGCCAUGGUUUCGAAGUCCCCUAGACAUUUGUUUUGAUAAGCUUAUAGGCUUCAUUUUUCUAAGAGACUUGGGGACACCAGCAGACUGCUAGAACUCAACCCCUUCAUUUACUUACGGAGGGAGCCACUUAAGCUCAUUUAAGUGAACGAAAGACAUUUGGAAUCUGCACUGGGUCCUUCUCUGUUGACUAUUCGGUAACUUAUAACGUGACCCAGAGCUCUUAAGCUGCUGUGCUGGAUUUUGGCCAGAGAGCUCAGGAUAAGAGAGGAAAAGGGGUAGGAAAAGAAGAGGUAUUUUUAACAUUUCCCUUUUAAAGUAAACUUGAGACAAAUCAUCAUUCUAAAAUGACCCUAAAGAAUGACUUGAACGAGACUACUCCCUUAUCCACACAGCUUCUCCAUCAGGGGUGACAUAACUUGUCUGCUUCCAACAUAGCUAAGGCCUGCCGUCCUCACUGGUCAUAGGAGCCUUUGGGACCUUGAGUGGGCUCUGCUGACAAGGCAGGCAGCCCAGGAGGCAGGUAUUCAGACAGUGUGUGAUCAAUGCCUGCCCUGCGUUUACAUGUCUCAUUGCUGCCAAGGGUGAAUACUCUGUUCUGGGAAUGCCCUAUAACCCUACGCUAGAUCUAUGUUCGUUCUUCCGGAGCACUGAUGAUCAAAAUUGAAGACACAUUCAGAGGUUUGAGUGGUGGAGAUUCGUUGGUUUGGUGGUUGGCAUAUGGGUAUUUUUAUGUCUUUGUAUGUCGUUCUAUAUAAUGCAGACUUCUUUCUGAUGGACAAGACCUCAUAACUGUGAUUAAUACCAAUAAAGGGGAUAUUGUUGUGGA